Molecule: messenger RNA, 2162 nt
Organism: Thunnus maccoyii (southern bluefin tuna)
Lineage: Eukaryota; Metazoa; Chordata; Actinopteri; Scombriformes; Scombridae
Gene: ckmt1
Product: creatine kinase, mitochondrial 1
Exons: 9
Coding region: 118-1365 (415 amino acids)
Biological process (GO): phosphocreatine biosynthetic process
Cellular component (GO): mitochondrion
Molecular function (GO): creatine kinase activity
Source: RefSeq, a predicted model, not a curated record
CUCCCCCCGGCCGUUUCCAUUCCAGCAGAGGCGCCUCAUCAGCAGCGCUCCCGUCCACCUGUCCUGUCCCUCCCUCCCUGCUUCACCGUCCUUUAACGCCUCUACAGAUUCACAAAAAUGGCGAGCAGUUUCUCAAGAAUCCUGUCCUCCAAACGGAACAUCAGGAUCCUGUCGUUGGUCGGAGGCUCGGUAACGGCUGGGUUUCUGCUCCACCGGGAACAUGUCAACGCCGGAGCGCCUGUGCGCAGGAUGUACCCCGCCAGUGCGGAGUACCCUGACCUGCGCAAACACAACAACUGCAUGGCCAGCAACCUGACGCCCGCCAUCUACGCCAAGCUGUGUGAUAAGUCCACUCCCAACGGAUACACGCUGGACCAGGCCAUCCAGACGGGCGUGGACAACCCCGGGCACCCAUUCAUCAAGACUGUCGGCAUGGUGGCAGGAGACGAGGAGUCUUACGAGGUAUUUGCAGACCUGCUUGACCCUAUCAUCAGAGAGAGGCACAACGGCUACGACCCCCGCGCCAUGAAGCACCCCACCGACCUCGACUCCAGCAAGGUCCAUUCGGGCAACUUUGACGAGCGUUACGUGCUGUCGUCCAGGGUGAGGACGGGCCGCAGCAUCCGGGGGCUGAGCCUGCCCCCCGCCUGCACCCGGGCGGAGCGCAGAGAGGUAGAGAAGGUGGUGGUUGACGCCCUCGCCGGCCUGAAGGGUGAUCUGACCGGGAAGUACUACAGUCUUACCCAGAUGACAGACAAGGAGCAGCAACAGCUCAUUGAUGACCACUUCCUGUUUGACAAGCCGGUGUCACCCCUCCUGACAUGUGCAGGUAUGGCUCGUGACUGGCCAGAUGCCCGUGGUAUUUGGCAUAACAACGAGAAGACAUUCUUGAUCUGGAUCAACGAGGAGGAUCACACCAGGGUCAUCUCCAUGGAGAAGGGAGGCAACAUGAAGAGAGUCUUUGAGAGGUUCUGCAGAGGCCUCAAGGAGGUGGAGCGUCUGAUCCAGGAGAGAGGCUGGGAGUUCAUGUGGAACGAGAGGCUCGGUUACAUCCUCACCUGCCCCUCCAACCUGGGCACAGGGCUCAGGGCCGGGGUCCACGUCAAACUGCCCCUGCUGAGCAAGGAUUCACGUUUCAGUAAGAUCCUGGACAACCUGCGCCUGCAGAAGAGAGGUACAGGAGGCGUGGACACCGCCGCCGUGGGCGGUGUGUUCGACAUCUCCAACCUGGACCGCCUGGGACAGUCUGAGGUCCAGUUGGUGCAGACAGUGAUUGAUGGCGUCAACUACCUAAUCGAGUGUGAGAAGAGGCUGGAGAAAGGCCAGGACAUCAAGGUGCCUGCACCCUUAAAGCAGUUCAAGUAGACACUGAUCCCUGACCUCAUCACACAACCCCCCCCCCCCCCCCCCCCCCCCCCCCCCCUCCGGGCACACGCACACAUGCACAAACAUCCCCACUCUGUGCCCAUAAAUAUGACAAAUAUCUCUGUCAUUGCCUCAUUUUAUUACUACCACUUAUCUACUCAUCCCUCCCCGUCCCACAAUAAGCCUCUCUAUAAUAUAAUCUACAUAUAUUAUACGCAGCUAUCUGGCUAAACCCAGUCAGAGUCCCAGAAUACUGCUUUGGGCUUCAGUGUUUUUCAGAUGCAUUUGAAGGGUUUUUAUCUUAAAACGGAAAUUUUAAACUCAGCUCCAAAACGACAGCAAACAUUAUUGAAAGAUGCACAAACUGUAGGCUUUUAUAGUGGAGCAAAGAUGGCCGCCAUUUUGCCCUUUGCUGCAUGGCCAAACAGUAUCUACGGCUCUGCUCCCAAGGCACUAUUCAGCCCAAACCCUGCCGCAUGUCCUAUACUCAGCCUGUCUCUUCCCCUCAUUCCGGUGUGUUGAUUGGUCAUAUUAUCUGGUGCUUGUAUAGUCCAUCCAUUUGUGCUUUACUCACCAUCGUGGAUUGUGUGUACAUAGUUUCUUUUCAUCAUUUUGAGUGGAUUUGAAUGUGAACUAACUGCAGAAGACUGAAGAGACUCCAGAGGAUUUGUAUGUUUGAUGUUUGACACUGGCCGGGCUGGGUUCUGUACUGUAAGCUCCUGAAGCAAUAUCAUUCCAGCUCAUCUGAAUGUCAUACUGUAAUGUCUUUUAUUAAAGAAAUCAUCUAUUUAACAGUA